Messenger RNA from Symbiodinium necroappetens, 1989 nucleotides. The record is from the annotation of a GenBank genome assembly. NCBI's taxonomy places the organism in Eukaryota, Dinophyceae, Suessiales, Symbiodiniaceae.
AUGCGAGUCGUCCUCCUGCUUUCGGGACUGUGCCUGGUGAGCUGCCAGGAGCCCUGGCCCAGUGACUCCAUCGGCGAGCGCACCGUGGAGCGCAUCUCUGCGGGCAAACGGGCGGGCAAGUUCAUUGCAUGUACGGUCUGCGAACAUGUGGUGCAGUCGGCGCUGCCCAAGACGAGCGAGGUCGACGACCUCAGGAAGAUCCUUGCAUCGGAAGAGUUCGUAGAGCACCUCGGCGAUGCAAAGACGACCUGUGGUAUGAAGCGCCUGGCGACUCUUUUCAAAAGGCUCAAGCUCGAGGUGGCAGCGCUGCCAGACGGCACGGCUGAGCUCAGGGCUACAAAGAGCCACUCCGAGCCCUUCUACGAAGAGAUCAACAAGAGUGAGCUGGCCUUUCACUGGAAGUCCUUCGCAGUGGAGCAUGCCUGUCUGGAAGUCUUCAGACAAGAUGCCGACAGCGUCCACAGUGCUAUGAUGAAAGAGUUCGACAAGCUCGUCGCUGACACUCCCACAGAGGAGCAGAUGGGGUCUUAUGGCCAGAUGUCUGCUGAGCCAUCUGCGCCUCCAGCACCACUGCCUACGCCGCCGUUGGGAAGCCCGGAUCAGCUAAAGCCACAGAGAAGACAGGGAAGUCUCCCUGUCUCUGGCGCGGUCACGCGAAAGGGCUCCUUGAACUCUUUCGAUUUGCCCGGAUCGGCUCCAUACGGGGAUGUCGUGCUCUGCAAGCCUGGCAUGUACAAGACCCUUGCGGCUUCCUUCUUUGCAUCCCUCUUCAUGGUUGCCGGGCUCAUGGCUUGGAGUGUCGCAGAGGCCGGCAUCCCUGGUGUUCCCAGAACCGAUUGGUUCGUUGCCUGUUUCAGGUGUUUUGGUUGGUUUUGCAUAUACUUUCUGCCUGUUCAUAUCAUCGGCAUCUCCAACAUACGUGGCUUUGCCGUCUUUGGACAUGCACCGGGAAACACGAGCCUUGUAUGUUGCAAGACUGCUCUUGGCCCAGUGCUCGUGUCUGACUUUGCGCAGAAACAUGGUCAAGGUGUCUUGAGAGGCUUCUUAGCCAGUUGUUUUGGCCACGGAGUGGGACUGUCCAUCUAUGUGCUCGGCAUCUGCAUUCGCAUGGAGGAUCCCUACCAGCAUUGCGGCUUCAUCCUGAUAUAUGGCGUCGGCCAUGUUGUCGUGAUCGUGUUGAGCGAGAUCAUUGGUGCUCUCUUCGCCCCGCAGCUCGACCCUGCCGUUAAGUCUUACGCGGCCGGAAUGGGUCCUGCUACCUUCGGCUUCAUUCUCGUUGGUUUCUUCCUCGGGACCACGGCCUACAGUUUGGCCAAACGCGUGGUGGGAGCAUGGCUAGGUAUCUUCAUGCCGAUCCUGCUUAGCAUUUAUGAACUGGUCGCGACGGCAAUCAUUGCCCGAGUUUUCUCACAGCAGUUUGUAACCAACAAACCUGUUCGUGAGCUGUAUGUUCAUUCAAACCAGGGCAUCACCGUCUCUCUGGGUGUCGCUCUUGCCCAUGCAAUGGCCGAAGGGGCUCGUUUGAAGUUGAUUGUCGUGGACAUAGCCCACGAAUCCACCACAGAAUUUGACUUCAUACUUCCAAUCUCAUGCGGCAUGCUGUGGAACAUCAUAGCAAGGGUGGGAGGCAUCGAUCGAAUGCUUGCCAUUUUGACAUGUGGCCGUCGAACUCCGACUCAGUGCAGCUUGCUCUUGCAGGAGGUGAAAUAUUGCAUGGGAUAUACGCGAUUCUUCGCUGUAGGUGCUAUUGCCCUGACUCGUCUCUUGAACUGGCAUCCCAUACUGCCGCCGGGUAAGGACGGCAUAGGGCUGGCGCUGGGAAGCCUGUUCGUGGCAGAGGUCAUUGAAGAUAUUCUGAGCUGGGUGUUGGCACGCUUGGGCUGGAGGGUGCAUCCCGAAGCACCGAAUGUCUCAGAUGAAGAGUUAACCUCCCUGGUUACGCGACAGUUGCAGGAUGCUUGUGCAAGCAAGAGCUCAUCGUUCUUCUGA